Enterobius vermicularis (human pinworm) is the source of this 699-nucleotide messenger RNA. NCBI's taxonomy places the organism in Eukaryota, Metazoa, Nematoda, Chromadorea, Rhabditida, Oxyuridae. The record is from the annotation of a GenBank genome assembly.
AUGCUAAAGUCAUGUCAGAUAGAAAAGCUGCACGAUGCCUUGUGGGAGAUACCAUAUUUUGGUUCAGCUACCGCCAAAUCGUUCCUCCAUCAGCAAAUGUUGAGACCACCGGUUCAUGCGAAAAAGUUUAGUAUAAUAACCAGAAGUGAGCAUUCUGGUAUAAUAGCGGUAGCGAACUAUGUGAAAGCCAAUCCAGACACCGCUACUAUUACAGGCGAAAGACUUGACAGACAAGAAAAGAUCUAUGAGAACCGGAUACGACUUAAAGAGAGGCCUGAGUUUGAAACCACAAUAGAAGUUGAGGUCGUGAAGCUAGAGACUGCAAGGUUGCAAGAGUUAAAUCGAGACAAACUCUUAAGCAUGGCCACUUACCAACAACUACUGAAUACCUCUGCCAUAUGUGCCAUGGAAAAAGUUAAAUAUGUUUUCUGGUCAAGUCGAGCAAGCCCACAGUCAGUUCAAGAUAGGAAAAGUUGGGAAGAGAACAAAAUUGAACAAGAAAUGAGGUCAGAGAGUGACGUGUCAAGUGACUGGCUUUACAAAAGCGAAGUAAAAAUGACUGUGAUGAAGAUGGAGAUCGACGAGAUUGAUUAUAUUUGGCUAGAAAAAUUCAUGGACAACGAUCAGACAAGAGUGGUCAUGAAUGCUGCGUCAGCGCUCAUGAACCAAGAAGAUCCAAAAAAAAUUACGAUACACUGA